AUGGUCUUCCGACCUACGGUCGGGCAGUAUUGCCCUAUCGGUCUGGACGACCAGAUCACGGUCCCUCAACUGAUGACAAAGUACAACCCCGAUAAUGUGCCAGCUGACAAGGUUGUCCAUAUUGAUACCAUUGCCGACAAAAGCAUAACGUAUGGCGGUCUGCGAGAACAAGCCAGCAAGUGUGCAUGGGGACUGAAAUAUCGGUUGGGUGUGACCGAGGGAGAUAGAUUGCUGGUCCUGGUUCCCAACUCGACUGAUUUUGUCAUUCUUUGCCAUGCCACUCUUUGGAUGGGAGGAGUGUUCUCACCGCUCAAUCCAUCGUCGAUGGCGAAGGAUGUGGCACAUGCAAUAUCCCUGGUUCAGCCCACUCAUAUCGCCGUCGAGCCCAGCAAGCUAGACACCGUCAAUGCCGCAAUCCAGCAACUGGGCUGUCCAGGCAAAUCGAUCCCAACAGUCUUCACGGUCCUCAAACGAUGGGGGGGCCUCAAGUUGUUUCCCGACGACGUUGCCGGUCACACCUCCGAGGAAAUGCUCCCGCCAUACGAUCUGGGCGGCCAGUCGACGAAGAAGGCCACGGCGGUGAUUGUAUACUCGUCGGGUACGACGGGGAAGAUCAAGGGAGUCCAACUGUCACAUUAUAAUCUUGUUUCCAAUGUCAUUCAACAACGGAUCUCUGUACCGUUGCUUCUCCAUCAUGCCUCCCGAGAAGUGUUCUUUCCUCCUUAUUGUCACAUCUAUGGAAUGGGCGUGGUGGUUCUCAACAGUAUGUGGGUGGGCGCAUUCACGUGUGCUCUACCGGCGUUUGACCUCAAGCUGUUUUGCCAAAAGAUGGCCGAGUAUAAGGCCACAUGGGCUCACAUCGUCCCCCCUGUGGCGGUUCAACUGGCCAAUUCAGAUAUUGCCGCGCAAUACGAUCUCUCAUCACUAAAAACUUUGCUUAUUGCGGCAGCGCCGACCAAGAGAUCUCUCCAGAUGAGGCUGAAAGAAAGAUUCGGUGUUGAUACCAGGGUUAAAGGCUUCGGCAUGUCUGAAUGUUCUCCCACAGUGAUGCUGCAGAGUCCGUUAGAUGAUGAGCACAACAUUGGGACAGUUGGGAGAGUCAUUUGUGGAACGGAGGUUCGAUUGGUUGACCCCGUCACGUUCAAAGAUGUUCCACGAGGCCAAGAGGGCGAAUUAUGGGUGAAAGGCCCUCAAACAAUGAUGGGAUAUUUCAACAACGAAGAAGCAACUCGAGAGACAUAUGUAGGCGAGUGGCUUAGAACAGGAGAUAUCAUGCGUGUGGAUGAAAAUGACAAUUUUUGGGUCACGGACAGACUGAAAGAGUUGAUCAAGUAUAAAGGCUUUCAAGUCCCACCGUCCGAGCUCGAAGAUCUGCUCUUGAAACACCCUUCCGUGACCGAUGCGGCAGUGACAUCGAUCUACUCCGACGCCGAAGCUACGGAGCUGCCCAUCGCCUAUGUUACCCUACCACCAGAGACAGCUUCAUUGGGGACAGACCAGAGACAAACCCUCCUGGAUGAGAUUCGGGAGUGGGCAGACAAGCAAGUGGCAGGAUAUAAGAAACUGCGAGGGGGGUUGUGGGAGUUGAAUCCAUUGCCGAAAACGCCGUCCGGGAAGAUCCUCAGAAGGGAAUUGCCGUGCAAGAAGAGACAGAAUGAGGGAGGAGUUUCCAAGCUAUGA
This is a messenger RNA of Rhinocladiella mackenziei CBS 650.93, 1680 nucleotides long. RefSeq lists its product as uncharacterized. Gene Ontology annotation, biological process: secondary metabolic process. The record is from RefSeq and is a predicted model, not a curated record. Lineage: Eukaryota; Fungi; Ascomycota; Eurotiomycetes; Chaetothyriales; Herpotrichiellaceae. The coding region runs from base 1 to 1680 and encodes 559 amino acids. Gene Ontology annotation, molecular function: CoA-ligase activity. The transcript has 10 exons.